Messenger RNA from Haplochromis burtoni (Burton's mouthbrooder), 2551 nucleotides. It is a transcript of the gene smoc2, whose product is annotated as SPARC related modular calcium binding 2. The transcript is spliced from 13 exons. The record is from RefSeq and is a predicted model, not a curated record. The coding region runs from base 474 to 1796 and encodes 440 amino acids. Gene Ontology annotation, molecular function: calcium ion binding; protein binding; extracellular matrix binding. NCBI's taxonomy places the organism in Eukaryota, Metazoa, Chordata, Actinopteri, Cichliformes, Cichlidae. Gene Ontology annotation, biological process: extracellular matrix organization. Gene Ontology annotation, cellular component: basement membrane.
CAUCCUCACACCACUUUCUUACGUGAAAGAAAAGAAUACCUGACGUGUUUGACUACCAGCAGCUGACGGCGUAAGCUUACGCCUACCUGACUGACUAGGGGACCCGCCUGCAUCCGAUAAGGGAUCUAGUCCACAGAAUCAAGUGUAGCAGAAAAGGGGGUGUGGAGAAACGAAGUUGAGUUAAAGAGAGGGAGAAAGAGACACCGAGGGAGGGGAAAAGGUCAGGGACACGGGGGGGGUUUAUCGGACUGCCAGAAAUAAGGAGCGUGUCUACACAAACGGGCUGGCAGACGAAACCAAGGAAACGACGUGAAAUACACCACCGACCCCCAGUGACUUCUUCGAAAGGACUGGUGCGGAUUUUAAACAAUUUUUGACUUCUCCCAUAGACAGUUUUGCGCUUAGGUGAACUCCUGCCAACACGAUUUUGGACCGUGCGUAAUUUGGAGAGUAUAUUACCACGCUGCGUCAGGAUGCGCAUCUGUCCACUGCUGGUCUUCCUCUGUCUACAGUGCGCUGGAGGCGUUCAGAAGUUCUCCGCUCUCAAGUUCCUGCGGGUGGAUCAGGAUAAGGAUUGCAACAUGGAAUGCAGCGGAGCUCCUCGCAAGCCCCUGUGCGCCUCCGAUGGCAGGACCUUCACAUCGCGCUGCGAGUACCUCCGAGCCAAGUGCCGCGACUCCCAGCUGGAGGUCAGCCGAGGGCCAUGCAAAGAUACAUCCAGAUGUGUAGCAGAGAAGAAGUACACAGAGCAGCAGGCCAAGAAGCUCUUCCCACAGGUCUUUGUGCCUGUUUGCAACCCUGAUGGCACGUACAGCGAGGUUCAGUGCCAUAGCUACACUGGAUACUGCUGGUGUGUUACCCCCAAUGGCCGGCCAAUCAGUGGCUCAGCAGUGGCCAAUAAGAAACCUCGAUGCCAAGGAUCAAAGCAGGAGAAGACAACUACAAGAGAGCCUGGUAAAUCAGUCUCCUUGCAAAUAUUCUCCAUUCUAAAUGCAGAUGACACCGACCUAGUGAUCGAUCCUCAGCCUCCCGAACACGAAGAAGAUAGCAAUUCCCAGUACCCCACUCUGUGGACGGAGCAGGUUCGCAGCCGACAGAACAAUAGAACCAGAGCACCAUCCUCGUCAUGUGACCAGGAGAAGCUUUCUGCCCAAGAAGAGGCAAGGCAGCACAAGAACGACGCUGUAUUUGUACCAGACUGUGCCCAAGGAGGACUUUACAAGCCUGUCCAAUGCCACCCCUCUACUGGCUACUGCUGGUGUGUGCUUGUGGAUACUGGACGGCCCAUACCUGGGACCUCUACAAGGUAUGAACAGCCAAAAUGUGAUGGCAAUGCUAGGGCCCACCCAGCUAAACCUAAGGACCAUUAUAAAAGCAGACAUCUCCAAGGCUGUCCCGGGGCUAAGAAAACAGAGUUCCUGACAAGUGUUCUUGACGCGCUGUCGACAGACAUGGUGCACGCUGUCACAGAUCCAGCAUCUGCGGGAAGGGUGGCUGAGCCAGACCCCAGUCACACCCUGGAGGAGAGGGUUGUCCACUGGUAUUUCAGUCAGCUGGACAAAAACUCCAGUGGGGACAUUGGAAAGAAGGAGAUCAAACCUUUCAAACGCUUCCUGCGCAAGAAGUCCAAGCCAAAGAAGUGUGUUAAGAAGUUCGUGGAGUACUGCGACAUCAGCAAUGACAAAGCACUGUCUCUGCAGGAGCUCAUGGGCUGCCUUGGGGUGACCAAGGAAGAAGGGUCCAUACCAGGAGAAGGCUUAACCAGUAAACUAAAUCCCUCAAAGAAGCAAGGCUAAGCCCUACAACAGUGAUUUCCCCUCUCAUCUGGAGAAUCCGCCCUCACCAAUCGGCAAAUGGAAACCAUAGUAUUUGCACUUUGUACUUUAAAAAAAAAAAAUGUAAAUUCACUUUGUAGAAAUGAGGUAUUUAAACAGACUGCUGAAUCUGUGAAUUAUGUAGUUAGCUUUUUAUGUCCUGACAAAACAAAAAAUAUUUAACACAUACAAUGUAUGUGUCCUUUUGUGUCUAAAAAGUGUACUUUUGAAAGUUGUCUAAGUUUUCAUGUUUGAUGUUACAUUUUUGUGCCCAUUUCUCCCCAGUUUACUUUUCUUCUUGUAUUAAUGAUAUCGAGGUGUUUAUACUGAUCGUUUCCUACACAGCUACAAUAACCUUUCCAUCUCUCACGUACUGACCUAUUUCAUCUUUUCCUGUACUUUGUAAAGCAGUUUGCAAGAAUGUUUGGAAGAUGCAUCAUAAACAACAUUCUACAUGUUCGCAUAUAUUCAUGAUUACUAGAAAUAAAGAACUCUUUUAUAUAUUUUGCUCCUUGUGUCUGCUUAAUGUGUCAAAGAGGAGGAAUCAGGUCAGCGACUUUCUUUGGAUCCAAUUAGUCUUCUGUAUUUUCCCUCGUUAUAUAAAUCUUGUAAUGUCUUUGCCAUUUUGUCUUUUCUUGCUGUGUCUUUAAUAAAACACCUUGUUGACACAGUGUUUAAGAGCCAAGUAUUAGUCAUACAUAGCAGAGGUCGUGUAUCAUCCCAUUUAAAGACAGUUU